Messenger RNA from Daphnia magna, 1781 nucleotides. Its product is annotated as fatty acid hydroxylase domain-containing protein 2. The transcript has 6 exons. The coding region runs from base 389 to 1303 and encodes 304 amino acids. Gene Ontology annotation, biological process: sterol biosynthetic process. NCBI's taxonomy places the organism in Eukaryota, Metazoa, Arthropoda, Branchiopoda, Diplostraca, Daphniidae. Gene Ontology annotation, molecular function: C-4 methylsterol oxidase activity; iron ion binding. The record is from RefSeq and is a predicted model, not a curated record.
UCUUGCAUUUCCUUUCUUCGAUUGAGCUACAGUUUAGCAUUGGAACUGUUUAAUAUUCCGCAGAUUUCACUGGCCAAAUUUCCAAGAAAAUUCCCGUAGAAGCAGACAACAGAAUGGAACAAGACGAUGGACAUCAGGUGAUGUCUAUGACCUUUAUUCUUCCCCUUUGACCUCAAUAGAAGGAGGAAAUCCCUUAAAGGGAAAAAACUAUAGAACCACCGUUACAGGCAACCUAUCCUUGAACAAUACCCCGAGUUGCUGGAGGCCAUUGUUAAGGUAGCAACAGCUGUGGAGUGCGUAUCUCUCUCAUUUCAGUCUUGGCUUCAGUCCCAUGGACGUCAGUUUUCUGGUGGGGGUGCGUUCACGGUAACUUGUCGACCUUUACAAGAUGAAAAACGGUUGGUUUUCAUCGAAUUCCAGUGACAAGUGGCGAGUUUUUUACGGCAUUGUUCCUCUUAUUCUCCUCUGCGUGGGUAUCCCGUCAUUGAAUCAUGUGGCGAAUGAGUGGAGCAGCCUUGGAUUACGGAUGCAAUCUCGUUGGGAGAGAAUACUCGACUUGAUCGGAGACGACAGUUUCUAUCUCUACGUUUACGGAAUGAACGCGUGGAAUAUCAUUUUGUAUUGGUCUGUCGGGCUGACCUAUUUAAUGGUCGAGACUUGUACUUGGCCAAAGUGGCUCCAACUUUGCAAAAUUCAACCUACGGCCGUCAUCGAUAAGAAACGUCUUUACUCGUUGAUUACGGCCAAUCUGUUCAAUCAGUUUUUCGUUGCCGUUCCGUUCUCAAUCUUAGGCUACUACGUACUGAAGUUUCAAGGAACUUCACCAUCAAUUCGAGAAUUGCCAACAUUUCUACGAUUGAUCACUACAUUUGCCAUUCUCAUUCCCAUUCAAGAAGUUCUAGCUUAUUACACCCAUCGGAUGUUCCAUCACCGACUGCUUUACAAAUGGACCCAUAAAUUGCAUCACGAAUGGACGGCUCCCAUAGCCUUGUCUUCCUAUUACAAUCAUCCACUAGAUCACCUGAUUGGCAACAUAUUGCCAUCCACUUUAGGCUUAUCGCUGACGAACGCCCAUUUUUUCACGUCUUGGCUAUGGUUGACGUGGGCGACUCUUCGCACUCUGUCGGAUCACAGCGGCUAUCACGUGCUGCCCUUUCCGUCGCCGAGACGUCACGAUUUCCAUCAUCUUAAAUUUACAGAAUGUUUCGGUGUUUGGGGACCCCUGGAUUACCUGCACGGCACGGAGACCCUCUUUCGCGCUAGCCUAUUGGCUUCAACCGAAACAACUAAGAAAAACCACUGACAAUAAGAUGGUUAUUUGUAUUAUAUUUAGAUAUGUGAUAGUCCAACAGCACUUACGGAAGGAUAUAUUGCGUUUGGGAAUCCAAGUAAAUUACACAAUUUUUGUGGGUUCUUAAUCCAUAAGGCUCGUUGGGUUUGUUCCGGUGUCUUCACAUGCGCAUUGUAUAGGGAUAGAAGAAGAAUUAAAAGGGGUGAAUUUGUUCCAAAAAAGGGACAUUACGGAAAUGGAACACGAAAGCGGUUUGACUGUUGGAAGAUCCCCAACGUGAAAGCAAAGAUAAUGUGCAAACACGAGCGACAAAUGAUUUUCUAAGGGACAUCGUAAUAACAGGAAUUAUUUUCCCACAUUACAUCGAGAUCUAAAUGUUUAAAAAUUGUGAAUUGUAUGUCAACCCUUGAAAGUCGGAUCGAACUAGAAAUUAUGCGGUUAAUCGUGCUGCAGUAAAAUGCGAUCAAAUAAAUGCCAGUUAAGUAUCUUA